Messenger RNA from Parnassius mnemosyne (clouded apollo), 903 nucleotides. The record is from the annotation of a GenBank genome assembly. Lineage: Eukaryota; Metazoa; Arthropoda; Insecta; Lepidoptera; Papilionidae.
AUGGUGUUUUUGCCAACCCUAGCAAAUAGUUCUGCUAUGCGUGACGACGAAUUUGAUGUUAGUCAGACUUACUUAUGCAUUAUCCCUGGCUUGGAAGGACAUCAUGAUCGUUUCCGUGUUUUGUGUGAACGCCUGAAAGUCCCUGCAAUAAUAUUGCAGCCGGGACUUGAUCGCCCUGAUGAAACUAUAUCUAAUCUGGCUCAGCGAUAUGCCGAGAUACUAUUAAAGAAGGCUCCACUGAAAGAAAACUUUUAUCUCUUGGGUUACGAAAGCGGAUCUUUAGUGGCAUUAGAAAUGGCUGCUAUUUUAGAAGAUCACGGUUUCACCGGGACCGUGUUUUUGGUCGGAGAAUCUCCAGAAAAAAUCCAAAGCGCUAUAAAUGAACGUCUUAAGGAGUAUGACUCUGAUGAAGCAUUACAGCUAGCAGUCGCAAGACAUAUGGUCAAGUUAAUGAUAGGUGGUAGAACAGAUGAAUUAGAAACCGCUCUAUGCGGUGCAUCAACUUGGCAAGAAAAAGUUGAAGCAUGUCUUCGCUCCAUCUUAGGCCGAGUAUCACACUCUGUACAGUACGCACAAGAACUUAUAGAAUCUGCAUAUGGUAGAAUUAAGCAAGUGCAGUGUUAUAAUUUGAAAGUAAAAGAACUGCGAUCUAAAUUAGUAUUAAUACGAGCAGCAUCGUCCACAGCCAAUCCUGAAGCGCUUUCCUUGCAACGUCAUUCACAGCAACCUAUUAGCGUAUAUCAAUUGCGAGCUCCUUUAGCUUAUACUACUGCGGAUUUGCGAUGCUCUGCUAUUAUUAACAGCCAUCUAAAUAACGAAAUAUUGGAGGCGUUUGAAAAGAAAAAUCUCUGUGACACUUACCUGCUUAACACUCAAUUAUUUGUGACAAUGGAUGAAUCUUAA